AUGUGGCCAAGAUUAGUAGCUAACAAGAUUCUGAGGAAAGGACUGGGAAGCAACAACUUUUUUGCUGAUUUCCCAAAAAACAACUCACAACCUGAUUUGCUGGGGGUUCCAAGCAGAUCUCACAGCUCUGAUAGAGUCCUCAAUAAUCAUCACAAGGAUGUAGAAACCUACGAGGUUUUUGUUAGCACAUGGAAUGUUGGCGGGGUUACACCAAAUGGAGAUUUGAAUAUGGAGGAUUGGCUGGACGCAUGCAACACUCUUUGUGACAUUUAUGUUCUUGGAUUUCAGGAAAUCGUACCUCUAAGAGCAUCUAAUGUGCUGGGAUCUGAGAAGAGCGAGAUUUCAAGAAAAUGGAAUUCACUAAUUAGAGAAGCUUUGAACAAAAGGAAAUGUUACAAAGAAGAAGAUAUGCAAGUGGAAAGCGGCCCGACUGCUAGUCUUAAUGAUCAGGAGUUUGUGUGCAUAGUAAGUAAGCAGAUGGUGGGGAUAUUGAUCACGGUUUGGGUUAGAAGCAAGGUUCGUCCGUACGUCCGACAUCCCAGUGUCUCGUGCGUAGGUUGUGGCAUCAUGGGUUGUUUGGGAAACAAGGGUUCGGUAUCAGUUAGAUUUCGGUUACAUGAAACAAGCUUCUGCUUUGUAUGCAGUCAUUUGGCUUCCGGAGGUAAAGAAGGUGAUGAAAAGCAUAGGAACUCCAAUGUAUCGGAAAUACUAUCUCGUACACACUUUCUUAGAAGCCCUUCACUCGAUUUGCCCAGAAAGAUUUUAGAUCAUGAUCGUGUGGUUUUGCUGGGAGAUUUGAAUUAUAGAGUUUCUUUACCAGAAGCAACAAUCCGAUUGUUGGUACACAGAGGAGAUUGGAGUACUUUACUAGAAAAUGACCAGCUAAGGAUGGAGUUGAUGGAGGGACGAGUAUUUGAAGGUUGGCAUGAAGGAACAAUCCAAUUCCCUCCAACGUACAAAUAUUGGCCUGAUUCUGAUGUUUAUUUUGGAUUCACUCAAAAGUGGCGAGCUCCCGCAUGGUGUGACAGGAUAAUUUGGUAUGGGGAGGGACUAAAGAAAUACUUGUACACAAGAGGUGAAUCAAAUUUAUCAGACCAUAGACCUGUCAAGGCAAUAUUUACUGCAGAAGUUGGCGUCUUAAGAACACUCAAAGGAAUCCAAAGCUUAUUUCUAUCAAACAGAUUUGAGAGAUUUACCCAUCAACUAUCAUUAAACAAGGAAGUCAAUCUUUAUGAUGGAAAAUCAAGUUUCAAGUUUUAA
Tripterygium wilfordii is the source of this 1260-nucleotide messenger RNA. Its product is annotated as type IV inositol polyphosphate 5-phosphatase 9. Gene Ontology annotation, biological process: phosphatidylinositol dephosphorylation. NCBI's taxonomy places the organism in Eukaryota, Viridiplantae, Streptophyta, Magnoliopsida, Celastrales, Celastraceae. The record is from RefSeq and is a predicted model, not a curated record. Gene Ontology annotation, molecular function: inositol-polyphosphate 5-phosphatase activity; phosphatidylinositol-4,5-bisphosphate 5-phosphatase activity; phosphatidylinositol-3,4,5-trisphosphate 5-phosphatase activity. The coding region runs from base 1 to 1260 and encodes 419 amino acids. The transcript has 7 exons.